Molecule: messenger RNA, 1653 nt
Organism: Hydra vulgaris (swiftwater hydra)
Lineage: Eukaryota; Metazoa; Cnidaria; Hydrozoa; Anthoathecata; Hydridae
Source: RefSeq, a predicted model, not a curated record
AUGUUUAUUCCCAAUGAAGAUUACAUUUUCCGAAAAAAUUCUGGUCGUCAGUUUAGAUAUCUUUGGUUGAAAGAGUUUUCUUGGCUGAGAUAUUCUAAAAGUACUGAUGGGGCAUUUUGUUUAUCAUGUGUAUUAUUUGGCAAUAAAUUCAAACUAAGAUCACGUAAGUUAACACAUUUGUAUUUGGAGCCUUUCAAUAAAUGGUCUGAUGCUAUUAGAUCAUUUUCAAAUCAUGAGUCAACUAAAAAUGGCUCUCAUCUUAAUAACUGUUCAAAGAAUGCCUCCUAUAUUUCGAAGACUUCACAAAAUGAAAUUAUUAAAUGCUGUGGUGAAGAAAUUAGUGAAUCUAUACCAUCUGAAGUUCGCAAAAAUGUUUUUUUUUCAAUAAUUGCAGAUGAAGCCUGUGACUCAUCUACUGAAGAGCAAAUGUCAUUAGUUUUACGAUUUUUUGAUAGUGAUUUCAAUAUCAAAGAAGACUUUAUUCAAUUUAUUCAUUGUAGUGAAGGAGUGAAAGGAAAAGAUUUGUUUAAUGUUCUUUCAAAUUGUGUAAGCAACUUAAAUCUAGAUAUAAAAAACUGUAGAGGUCAGGAAUAUGAUGGAGCCAGUUUUGUCUCUGGGUAUAUAAAUGAAAAUAGACAAAAGUUUUUAGAAGCUAGCAUUUUAGAGCAAGAACCUCAAACGCAUAAAAAAAAAGUAAAAGAUAUCUGUAGAACAAGAUGGAUUGAGCGUAUAGAUGGUUUAAACACUUUUCUUGAGCAUUAUUUAUCUAUUUUCCAAGCUUUAUGUAACAUGGCUUUCCCUGAGAGUUCUGUUAACAAAGAUACACAAAACAAAUCUUCUACUUUUUUAAAUUCCAUUGGCACUUUUCAAUUCGUCUUUACUUUAGUUGUGACAACACGUGUCUUUGAUUUUACUUUACGUGUUACUUGGUUACUGCAAUCAAAAACUAUUGAUAUCUUGGACGGUUUGCACCUUAUUACAGUUCUUAAAAAUACAUUUAUUUCCGUCAGAAACAAUAUAGAUAGUUUUCAUAAUAACUGCUAUGAAGCAGCAUGUUUGCUUUCAAGUAAAGCUGAAAUUUUUGUUUCAAAACCAAGAACCUGUUCUAUUCAAAAAAAUCGUUCUAAUGUUCCAUCAGAGUCUGUUUCAGAAUACUUCAAAAGAGCUGUUACUAUCCCUUUUAUAGAUCAUGUAUCUACAUAUAUAUAUCUACAAGAUUUAAAUCAGAAACUACCCAAAACCCAAUUGUGUUGGAGAAAGCAGUUUGAAACAUUUUAUGAUUUUUAUAUAGAUGAUUUCCCUAAUAUCAGUGCCUUGAAUGGGGAACUAGUUCUUUGGGAAAAAUACUGGGAAAGUUUCUCUGGGACUAUUCCUGACAAUAUAUCUUUAACUCUUAAAUCGAUAUCAUUUCCUGGAUUUGAAAAUAUUAAGAUAGCUUUAAGGAUACUUGGGACACUUCCUGUUACUUCAUGUGAGUGUGAGAGGAGUUUUUCUGUUAUGCGUCACUUAAAAGACUAUAUGAGAACAACAAUGUCAGAUGAUCGACUUAACGGUUUGGCAUUAAUGUAUAUCCAUCAAGAAAUUGUUUCUUGUAUUGAUAAUGUUAUCAAUAGAUUUACUAUAAAAAAUAGACGACUUGAUUUCAAUGAUUAG